Messenger RNA from Amblyraja radiata (thorny skate), 1173 nucleotides. RefSeq names its product interleukin-22 receptor subunit alpha-2-like. The record is from RefSeq and is a predicted model, not a curated record. Gene Ontology annotation, cellular component: plasma membrane. Gene Ontology annotation, biological process: cytokine-mediated signaling pathway. The coding region runs from base 129 to 818 and encodes 229 amino acids. Gene Ontology annotation, molecular function: protein binding; cytokine receptor activity. The transcript has 6 exons. Lineage: Eukaryota; Metazoa; Chordata; Chondrichthyes; Rajiformes; Rajidae.
GUUUUGCUCCAUUAAACCCCCUACUGCCAAGAGGGAACUUUAUAUAAACAUCUUUCAACUAAAAUAGUUUCAUUUCUGCUUUUCUAUCUGAUAAAAGCCAUUCCAGAGCCAUUGGUGGAGGAGGCAAGAUGGGUCGAUUCUCCCUUCCGCUCUUUGUGAUAUUGGGUUUCACACAUUUGGUUGGUGCACAGGUUUCAGGUCAUAUUCCAGAGCCACAGCAGGUGAACUUCAAGUCGAAUGACUUCUUCAACGUUUUACAGUGGCGGAAAGGCAGUCACAACAGCAUGAAUGCAGUUUACAACGUGGAAUACAAAAUGUAUGGAGAGAAGCACUGGAAUAACAAGACAGAAUGCUGGAAGAUUCAUCACAUGUUCUGUGAUCUAACACAAGAGACCAGACGUUUCAUGGAGCCACACCUUGCACGAGUUAAAGCCCUUGAGGCCAAUGGUCAAUCAAACUGGGCCAUGAGUGCAACGAUUAUACCUUUUUGGGAAACUGUCAUUGGUCCACCAAGGAUUAAACUCAUACCCAAGGCAAGAUCGAUACUGGUGAAAAUGCUUCCUCCUCGAACGCCUUUCAGAAAGAAAAAUGGCUCCUGGAUUACAUUGGAUAAAAUAUACAAUGGCAUUGAAUAUCUAAUAGAAAUUUCAGGCAAUCUGGUGGAAAAUAGAUCCGACUUAUAUACAGCAGCUGGCAUCACCUUGAGCGUAUGGAACCUGAAACCAAAAGCAACUUACUGCGUCCGCGCCCAAAUUAAGAUCCUCCUUUUCAGCAAAGUCAGUGACUACAGUGGAAAGAAAUGUGUGACAACAUUUUAGGAUAACCAAUAAGAAGUCGUAAUGGAAAGGCAACAUGGAAGAAGAAUGUCUGAAUGCACUUUUAUCAACUUCAUGAUCAAAUCAACAAAAGAAAAAAAUAUCAAAAAUCGUUUCUUAUUUCUUUGUGGCAAAUGAGCAGACGGCCGAUAUAAAAAGUUCAAAUUGUUUAAAUUCAAUGUUAGUUUACUGAAAAUCACAAUCUUUAUUUUAACUGGAGUAUUUGUAUUAAAAUUAAGUUUAAAGAUGAUUAUUUUAACUGUGUGCUACAAAUCACUCUAUGUAUUUUGGGAAGAUCUAUACUUCAAACUAUCAUUCAGACGUAGUAGAUUUUAAUAAAAUUAACUUUGAAACAUUA